AUGUCAACCCAAGACAGCUCGUAUGCGCCAAAGUCGCCCGACCUUUCUUCUUUUUAUUCCAGCUCAACGUCUGACAUUCCCCAGAACCAUAACGCCCCAGGUGGCUAUCUCUUUCAAGCUGGAAUUGGGGCUGGUCUAGGAGCUGGUACAGGAGCUCCUUUAAGAUAUAAUCAGCCACAGCCCCACCAAUACAGCACUUAUCAAUCAUCCAUACCGUCUUCUGUACCGCCUACGAGCGCUCCUGCAUACGGUAGUAACGGCAGCGACAACACCGCUUUCAGCACCUAUCCGUCUCAAGGCACUGCCGGACAACAAGGACAAUACUUCUCUCCCCGACAACAAACACAAUUCGCCCAAACAAACCAAUCGCCAUAUAUUCUACAACCCCCGAACGCUUCCGCGUCCUAUUACUCGUCCUAUCCCGAGCCUGCAUCACCCGCUACCUAUCAUCAACUACAACCACAGCUACAAACACAGCCUUCCCAACCUCAAACCUCGCAACCAUCUACUGUUCUCAACCAAUUCAACCCGUCAAAGCCACAAAACACUAUGCCGCCACGAAAGAUCGCGCCGGCAGCAAAGCAAAAUGAGGUGGAACCGUCUCCAGUUAAAACCAAGUUCCCCACAGCGCGUAUUAAGCGCAUAAUGCAAGCUGAUGAGGAAGUAGGCAAGGUCGCCCAGCAAACUCCCAUCGCAGUUGGAAAAGCGUUGGAACUGUUCAUGGUACAACUCGUUCGUAAAAGUGCCGAGGUGGCCAGGGAGAAGAAUUCCAAAAGAAUCACAGCACCAAUGCUCAAGCAGGCAAUAAGCUCAGCUAUUGAAUGGGAUUUCCUACAAGACAUUGUCGCCAAGGUGGGCGAGGAAAAAGAAGGUGGCAAGAGCUCCGGCAGAACUAAACCUGAUAGCGAUAGUGACGAAGAGGGAGACGUCGGAGAGACUAAGAAGAAGGGAAGGGGUGGGCGCAAGAAGAAAGCCCCUGCGUAG
Daldinia childiae is the source of this 984-nucleotide messenger RNA. Its product is annotated as DNA polymerase epsilon subunit C. Gene Ontology annotation, cellular component: nucleus; negative cofactor 2 complex. NCBI's taxonomy places the organism in Eukaryota, Fungi, Ascomycota, Sordariomycetes, Xylariales, Hypoxylaceae. The transcript has a single exon. The record is from RefSeq and is a predicted model, not a curated record. Gene Ontology annotation, molecular function: RNA polymerase II general transcription initiation factor activity; core promoter sequence-specific DNA binding; transcription corepressor activity. Gene Ontology annotation, biological process: positive regulation of transcription by RNA polymerase II; transcription by RNA polymerase II; negative regulation of transcription by RNA polymerase II. Bases 1 to 984 code for a protein of 327 amino acids.